Octodon degus (degu) is the source of this 6060-nucleotide messenger RNA. It is a transcript of the gene Tal1, whose product is annotated as TAL bHLH transcription factor 1, erythroid differentiation factor. The record is from RefSeq and is a predicted model, not a curated record. Gene Ontology annotation, biological process: regulation of transcription by RNA polymerase II. The transcript has 5 exons. Lineage: Eukaryota; Metazoa; Chordata; Mammalia; Rodentia; Octodontidae. Gene Ontology annotation, molecular function: protein dimerization activity; RNA polymerase II cis-regulatory region sequence-specific DNA binding; DNA-binding transcription factor activity, RNA polymerase II-specific. The coding region runs from base 1722 to 2711 and encodes 329 amino acids.
UCACAUUUUAUUCCAAAUUAUGAUGUAUUCGGGAGCCGUUGUGGGCUUGGAUGGGCGGUCAGAGCCCCGCCGGCCGUCGCUCUGCUCGGGGCCGGGCUGCGCGGCGGCCUUUGCGGGGUGCGCUGGAGAGCGGAGGCGCUGCAGAGCUCGCGGGUGAGCAGCGCGCAGCCCCGCGCCUUGCAGCCGGGAGCCGGGGUCUGUGGUCCGCACCGCACUUCAGCUUCUCCCAUUUCUGCUCCUGUCAUCACCAUCACAGCCAUCAUCAUUAACAUCCUAUUUUAAUUGAAAUAAUCGUCCCGAAACAGAGCGGCGAGUCACUUUAGCUUCCUAGGUGGGAGAACAAAGCCGCAUAGGAUUCUUCCCCUCCCGCCCCUACUCUGCUUUCUAAGGCGCUGGGUUUGGGGUAAGGAGAGAAAAUGGAGAGGGUCAGACCGAAACUCCUUCCUACGCAAACGCCACCCCCGGCCUGAGUGGGCUUCCCUCCUUCUUUUCUCCCCUCCCUCCAUUUGGAUUAGAAGAGAAAGAAAAACCUCCUCCCUCACUGGGUUGAAGCCUAGGGAAAAUUAUUCCUAUAUUUCCACAAAAGCCGCAGUCCAAGGAAGGAAGGCUUCGCAAUUAAUUCAAGACUUCGAUGUGCGAUCAGAAACUGGACUUUUAGGCAAAAAAACCCCACCAAAUUAAAACCCACCGGAGGGGGUGGGAACAACUAAACCAGCUACACCUCGGGAGCAGUUUUUACCCUCUGUCCCUUGAUUAUGGCCGCAACAAACUAUUAGCUUUAGCAUUCCUCCUUAUUCUGCCUAUUUAAGCCCGAAAAAUCGAAAAUCAUUUUGUACGGGUAGUAAAGGUAAGGGAUUUCUUCAUUUCUUUCUCUCUUCCGCUGUUCUCUGCAUUUUCUUUCUUUCCUUCUUUCUGUCAAUAGGCAAAAAAGAAAGGACCUGAAUAGAUUUUGUCACCCCUCCCCAUUCCCGCAGAGAAGUACAAUCCUUGGAGAAUCAGGUUCUGGUUUCGCUUUGGGUUCGAGGUGGGUAGAUGGGGGUUCUAGACAGGGCGGCGGAGGUUGGGGGGCCUCCGAGGUUCUGUAGCGCUGAUUAGGGCCUGGAGAUGGCACCCACCUUUCCCGACUCAUCCCCCACGCUCCCGCCUCAAGCUGGGGUCGACCCCUUGGCUCUGGCGCUGUGGCGGCUGUUGGGGCCUGGUUCAGGUUGUGGAGAAAACAGCGCAGACAACGUCCGUUUUGGGAAAACAAACGGCCGCCUUGAAUCACAUCGAUUCCAGUUGCAGGGUUCAAAAAUAUUCUGGGCAGCUUGCAGGGAGGGGUUGUUGUGGGACCGAAGUUAUUUCUGAUUGGUCAGGUGUAGUGUUCAUUUUUACACGGACGAGGUGAAGCCGAGUCUCUGAUCACCUGCAGGAUGGGGGUAGAAAGCGGUCCGCAGCUCCCUGGGCUGGUCAGCGGGGGGACACGAGGUAAUUCCCAGACAUUGACCCUCAUUUCUCUCUCUCCCUCCCUUUCGCCCUCCCUCUUUCUCUCCACCCCCAUCUUUCCUGGAAACUCGGUUUGGGCGCGGCAGAUCGCCCAGGACCACACCGCAGCCUAACUGCUGGCCUCUCGGCUGUGAGAGGGGCUCAGAAAGCAGAGAACCUAGCUGCCCCUCACCCCUCCCUGUUGGAAGAGUGGAGGUCCUAUUUCAAGGGGCUGGUCUCUCUAACUAUGCCCGAGGAUGACCGAGCGGCCGCCCGGCGAGGCGGCCCGCAGUGACCCCCCGCUCGAGGGCCGGGAGGCGGCCGAGGCCCGCAUGGCCCCCCCGCAUCUGGUCCUGCUGAACGGCGUCGCCAAGGAGACGAGCCGCGCGGCCCCAGCGGAGCCCCCGGUCCUGGAGCUGGGAGCGCGCACCGGGCCGGGGGGCGGCCCUGCCGGUGGGGGCGGUGCCACCAGGGACUUAAAGGGCCGCGAAGCGGCAGCGGUCGAAGCGCGCCUUCGGGUGCCCACCACCGAGCUGUGCAGACCGCCCGGCCCCGCCCCGGCCCCCGCUCCGGCCUCGACCCCGGCCGAGCUGCCUGGCGACGGCCGCAUGGUGCAGCUGAGCCCUCCCGCGCUGGCGGCCCCCGCCGGCCCCGGCCGCGCGCUGCUCUACAGCCUGGGCCAGCCGCUGGCCUCUCUGGGCAGUGGGUUCUUUGGGGAGCCUGAUGCCUUCCCUAUGUUUGCCACUAACAACCGAGUGAAGAGGAGACCCUCUCCCUAUGAGAUGGAGAUUACAGAUGGUCCCCACACAAAAGUUGUGCGGCGGAUCUUCACCAACAGCCGGGAGCGAUGGAGGCAGCAGAACGUGAAUGGGGCAUUUGCUGAGCUGCGCAAGCUGAUUCCCACACAUCCCCCAGACAAGAAGCUCAGCAAGAAUGAGAUCCUCCGCCUGGCAAUGAAGUACAUCAAUUUCUUGGCCAAGCUGCUCAAUGACCAAGAGGAAGAGGGCACCCAACGGGCCAAGCCCGGCAAAGACCCCGUGGUAGGGGCUGGUGGGGGUGGGGCCGGGGGUGGUGCACCCCCUGAUGACCUCCUGCAGGAUGUGCUUUCCCCCAACUCCAGCUGUGGCAGCUCCCUGGAUGGGGCGGCCAGCCCGGACAGCUACACAGAGGAGCCGGCACCCAAACACACGGCUCACAGCCUCCAUCCUGCCCUACUGCCCGCCACUGAUGGGGCCGGCCCCCGGUGAUGGGUCUGGGGCCAGCCAGGACCGGCCAAGAGGAAAUCCCUAGGCCACUGGGAUAGUGGGUGUCAGGGUAGGGAGGGGGAGAAGCAGGGCAAUGGAUUUUUGAUGAACUUCCCUUGAAGUCUGAACUUUGGGGUGCCCUAACUGUCUCUCAGGCCUCGCUAUCCCUGCUCAGUAGGAUAUUCUGAUUCCUGCCUCAGUAGGAGAACAGGAAAAUGGAGCAAAGUAGUAGGUACUUUUUCUGAAGAUGGCACGGUUUUCCUUCUCCCCACAGCCCCUGAGAGUUCCCAAGUUAGAGGCUUAAGUGUCAUUGCUUUUGGCCUGAAGUUUAGGAACUCCGUCUUUGCCAGGAUCUGGGGUUGUCAGCUGUCACCUGAGGCAUCCAGCAGCCUCUGCCUUGCCUUUAGCCCCUCCUGAAUGGCUGGGGUGGCUAUAGUGGCUGCUUCUGUCCAAAUACGUAGGUACCCAGUGGCUGCCCAUUUCUUCAGCCUUGUCUUCAACCAGGCCCAUGUUGGUCCAUCCAGCUUGCCAGCUGCUGCGGGAACUCCUAAGCCUCGAGGUGCCUUCUUCAGGGCCUGGUGGAAGAACAUGGCCAGUGGACAGACUGCUUUCACCUGGGCCAGAGAGUUAGAAAACCCAGGAGCUCUUCCUUUUUACCUGGAGAUCAGAGCUCUACUUUCUGCAUACUGAGGCUUGCCUUCUUGUCCUGGGGCUGUUGGGACUGAGAGUACAGCCUUGAAAAUGCCUUGCUGGGUUUUGUAUGAAGGCAGAAAAAGGGAAAAUGAUAUUAGAAGUUGAGCAAGAAAUAUUUUGGGCAUAUGAGCUUCAACUCCUAUAGUCACUGUUCAUGUCGUUGAGUAAACGCCAGUGUGCUCAUGGGCACCUGUUGGUGCUGAGAUGCGAGAUUGUAUGUGUUCUCCAAGGUGCCACGCUGUGUCUGUCUGCUGAAGGUCUGGUUUUUCUUCUGAACUGAGCACAAACUGUCCUAUGACUUUUUUUUUUUUUUUGUAUUUGGAAUUUCUGCUUGACUUCUGUUAUUGGUGAAAUCUUUAGGUCUCGAUAAGACCCAGGACACAGGCCCACUUUUAGAAGUGAUUGGGGAAUACAAUCAGAGGCUAGGCCCUGGCUACGACCCAAACAUGCACAUUCACUUCACAGAACCUUAAGCACCCUUCUGCUGCAACUUUCAGUGUCAGGGUUGUAUAUGGUCUAGGAGGCUGGUUUGAUUCAAUAGCAAGGCGCAUUCUGAGAGCUGUACAUGAAAUUUGUAUAAAUCAAAUCCUUCUUCUUUAUCUUUUACAGAAAUAACUACCGAAAGCCCUUUUGUAAAGUGAAUCUUUUGUAGUGUGGAUCACUGUCUGUUUGCUCUGUCAAUUCUUUCUUUCUUUCUUUCUUUCUUUCUUUCUUUCUUUCUUUCUUUCUUUCUUUCUUUCUUUCUUUCUGAUGGAGCUUUGCUUUGUAGCCCAGGCUAGCCUCAAACUCAUGGCAAUCUUCCUGCCUCAGUCUCCCAAAAGUUAGGAUCAGAGGUGUGUACUACUAUGUCCAGCCUGGGACAUAGUUUUUUUAAAGCUCGGCCUGCCUGAGAUGCAUUCUGGCCCCAUAUAGCCUCACAGAAGCUGUGUGUGUCUGCCAUUGUAUCUAAGUUCUACCCUCCUACAAGGCUCUUGAGGUCAGAGGGAAACUGGUUGAUGGCCCCAUCCUAUCAUGCAGAAGCCCAUCAUGUUCUGAGCUUCGGCCCUGGAGUUGCUUUGAGUACGACCCUGUGCAAACAAGGAGGGGGUCCUCGCUUCCCUCCCCUUCCUUCUGAGUUGUGAGGUUUGUUUCUUGGGCAUGGUGAGAGUAUUGGAACCACUGAAAUGCUCUCUCCUGCUCAUUUCAGACCCCCAAGACAAAUGUGAGGGUUGAUUGCAUGGCUUGGGAGAUACUGUGAGGAGUCUCAUGCUUGUAAACAUGGAGCAACUAGAACAACACAACACAUGGAGCAACAGUCCAUGACUUUAAGGCUGUGUUAGGCUCCUAAAUCGAUUAACUUGAUUUAGCAAUGAAGAGAAGUUACACAUGAAUGGAUGGCUUCUGUUCUUUGCUUUUUUUGGUACCGGGAAUCAAACUCAGGGCCUCGAGCUUGCCAGGCAGGUGCUGUGCUGCUGAGCUAUACCCUCACUCCCAAAUGGGUGGGAUUUCUGAGAUGGGUCACACAUUUCUCUCAGGAUGUAGCUUCUGGUUUCCUUUUCUGCAGUGUUCUGGGGAUAGCUAUCCUCCUGAGUGUCAGAAUCUCAUAAAUACCCUGGCUUAGCCAGUCACUUAGGGCAUCAGCUGUGAAUGUGGAAGUGUUUUUUGAAAACACACUGAGUUCUUUGGCGGGCUGUGGGUGUAGCUCAGGGGCCAGAGCACUUGCCUAGCAUGUCAGGUCAUGGAUUCAAACCCCGACCUUCCUCCCUUCCAAGAAGAAGAAACAAGGCUCUAUUGCCUUCAGUACCAAUCCCACAGAAAGGUUUCCGGCCAUGGGCACUUGGUAUUUGGGUGAUUCAGGUUGUAAACUACUUUUGCCUGCGUCAUGUAGGUUCUCCUCGUUUCUCCAGGCUGUCUUAGUUUCUGUCUCACUGCAAGGAGAGAGAGAUGUGAGAGUAGGAAAGAGGUGGGGACCUGGGCAGACUGUAGAAGGUAUCAACUUCUACCCCAGGGCCAAGAUAGGGAGGGAAGGAGCUUUAGAUCUUUGAAAAAACUGAACAAGAUUCCUAAUUCCUGUUCUCGCCUCCCAUAACUCCUGCUCUGAGCCUUUCUUUGGCUUCUCCUUGCCCAUGAAGACAUGGCAAUGUCCCAAAAAUAAUAUUUGCAGAAUCUGUACAAGAGGGAGAAUGUACAAAGGCAAUAACCUUUUCUGAGGAGAACAAAAAUGAGUGAGGAAGGAAUCCCAUCUCUUAAGAAGAAUUCAUAUUAUUUUAUUUGUAGUGGCAAAUGACAAGAUGGUACAACCUUUAUCCUUUUCCAAAAAUAAAACAAAGGGCAUCUGCAGCCAGCCAAUAACGCUGUGGCCUCCUGGGCGGAUCUAGUUGUACUUGUGAUUUCAGUGGUACCAACCCUGAUGCGAGGCCGCCCUGGCCAUGUACAUAGCGCAGUUUCUGUGAGUGGGCCCGGCACUUUGCGUCAAUGUCGUACUGUACGUGAUGAAUUGCAUUGGUCUCUGCAUUUUUCUGCAGAUGAGAAGUAACUGCUCUGGGUACCUUGACCUUUGUAUGCCCCGAGGCCAACACAAUGGGCAUGCAAGUCCUGAGCGAGCAAACCCAUGUGUUGAUGAUGAUGUGUGUACAUAUAUAAGGUUAUAUGGGGAAGAUUUCUAAAUAAAAGUUUUACA